AUCAAAAUAAAAAAUUUGACAUUCGCAACUCGCCAAUGUUUUCUAACCAAAUCGUAUUUUAACACUGAAUUUGCGUUUAUUUUAAAGCCAUGAAUAAACUUACAACGUUUACUAUAAAGGAAUUGCAAAAAGGCUACAUCGACAAACUGUUUACGCCCUCAAAUAUCAUAGACUUAAGUUUGCAAAGAGUGAAACAGACGAGUGAAUUGAACGCUUUUAUCACGGUAACUGGUGAUAUCGCGAAAAGGAAUGCAUAUGAAAGUGAGAAAAGAUUAUUUGUAGACCAAAAACCACGUUCCCUUGACGGUAUUCCUAUAGCAAUCAAAGAUAAUUUCUGUACCAAAGAUGUACCAACAACAUGCGGUUCGAAGAUGUUAAAAAACUUCGUACCGACUUACAACGCAACAGUUUACGCUAAAUUAGCUAACGCUGGCGCCAGUCUGAUCGGAAAAACUAAUUUAGACGAAUUUGCGAUGGGCGCAGGUACGGUAGACUCCAUAUUUGGCCCCACAAUGAAUCCCUGGCAAUCUGAUGCAAAUUGGAGAAUAGCUGGUGGUAGUUCCGGAGGCAGUGCUGUCGCAGUAGCAUCAGGAGCUUGUGUAGCCGCCAUUGGUUCAGACACUGGUGGCUCCACCCGGAAUCCCGCUGCCUUAUGUGGUGUAGUCGGCUUAAAACCAACAUACGGACUAGUCUCUAGAUAUGGAUUAAUACCGUUAGUAAACUCAAUGGAUGUACCUGGUAUUUUGACUAGAAGCAUAGAGGAUUUAGCUCUUGUUUUAAACUGUGUAGCUGGCCAGGACGAAUUGGAUUCCACUACACUUAAAUUUAAGUAUGAACCUGUAGAAAUUAAAAAAGACUUCGACUUAUCUAAAGUAAGAGUUGGUAUACCAAAAGAAUAUCAUUGUAAGGGCAUGAGUGAAGAAGUUAUUGAUAUAUGGAGGAAUGUUACGGAUUUUCUAGAAAACAAUAAAUGUGAGGUGUCCUCAGUGUCUUUACCGCACACAUCAGUUUCUAUAGCUGUCUAUUCUAUUCUUAAUCAAUGUGAAGUAGCCAGUAACAUGGCUAGGUAUGAUGGACUAGAAUACGGAUUGAGAACCAACAAUGAUAAUUCUACAGAGGAAUUAUAUGCUUCAACACGAUCAGAGGGCUUCAAUAAUGUCGUACGAUCAAGAAUAUUCUCUGGAAACUACUUUUUACUGACCAGGAACUACGAAAAGUAUUUCCUUAAAGCUCUCAAGCUUCGUAGAUUGAUAUCUAAUGAUUUUGAUUCAGUAUUUACUGGUGAUGACAAAGUAGAUUUGUUAUUAACGCCAACAACUUUAACUGAUGCUCCGACAUACAAAGAUUUUGCGUCAAAACAUAAUAGAGACCAGUGUGCUUUACAAGAUUAUUGUACGCAGCCAGCGAACAUGGCCGGAAUCCCUGCUCUGUCCAUACCUAUACGGUUAUCUAAGAACAAUUUACCACUAUCUCUACAGUUGAUGGGCCCAGCAAAAUCAGAAGAAUUGUUAAUAAAUGUAGCAAAACACAUUGAAAAUUAUGUUAAUACAGACACACUCAACAAUUUAAACAUAUCAAUAGAGGCUCUACCGCAUAAAUGUCAGCACAUACUCCAACAAGUAGCCAAGAAUCAACUCGAACUAGAUCUCGAACAGCUAGACCCAAUCUCCAUAAACCUACUUUCAACCAAACACCAGACAGAAAUAAUAGAAGAAGAAUACGAGAUACUGAAACUGAAACAGAAGAAUGAGGAGUUACAGAUGAAGAUUGACAGAAAUAAUAAGUUUAUUGACGAAAUGAAAGACGAUUUGAAAUGCUCGAAGCAGUCGUUGGCAUCACAAGACCCGAAUCCUGAUAACGUGCAGGAUUACAUCAGACAGCUGAAGACAAAAUUGGCGUCUUAUGAAGAUAACUGUGAAAAAGCACAGAACAAACUGACAGUUCUCGCGGUGCCCGACGCCAUCUUGCCGAAGUCUCUUACGUCACUGAUGACGACACUCGCCUCGCUCCGUGAAGAGGCUGCCGAGCUGAAACUACGAGCUGACGACGUGAGGAUGAUCAGGGAAGCCAGAGAUACUUUUAAUAGGCUGAGGAGAUAACCUUGGACUAGAAUAUGCGCAGAAUAUCGACAACACACUUGCAACUAUUCUGAUGUUGCGAGUGUCCAUGGGCGACGGUAGUUG
Messenger RNA from Aricia agestis (brown argus), 2183 nucleotides. RefSeq names its product glutamyl-tRNA(Gln) amidotransferase subunit A, mitochondrial (gene GatA). NCBI's taxonomy places the organism in Eukaryota, Metazoa, Arthropoda, Insecta, Lepidoptera, Lycaenidae. Gene Ontology annotation, cellular component: mitochondrion; glutamyl-tRNA(Gln) amidotransferase complex. Gene Ontology annotation, biological process: glutaminyl-tRNAGln biosynthesis via transamidation; mitochondrial translation. Gene Ontology annotation, molecular function: glutaminyl-tRNA synthase (glutamine-hydrolyzing) activity. The record is from RefSeq and is a predicted model, not a curated record. Bases 90 to 2099 code for a protein of 669 amino acids. The transcript has 3 exons.